This is a messenger RNA of Melopsittacus undulatus (budgerigar), 804 nucleotides long. RefSeq names its product coiled-coil domain containing 86 (gene CCDC86). The transcript is spliced from 4 exons. The coding region runs from base 1 to 651 and encodes 216 amino acids. Lineage: Eukaryota; Metazoa; Chordata; Aves; Psittaciformes; Psittaculidae. Gene Ontology annotation, cellular component: nucleolus. The record is from RefSeq and is a predicted model, not a curated record.
AUGGUGGUGGGUGGUGCCCGAUUCCAAGAUGGCGGCCGCCGCCUGGUGCGGGGGGGUGGUGCCCGAUUCCAAGAUGGCGGCCAAGGCUUCGCCGUGCGGUGCGUGAUGACGCCAUCAGUCAGCGCCCAGUGUGAAGGGGCAGCGUGGAGCAUGGAGGAGGAGCGGGGGGGGGCGCCGGUACCGGGCAAUGGCGGCGGCGAAGCGGCGGCCCCGGCCCCGGUCCGGAAGCGGCGGAAGGGGACCCGGAAGCGGAAGGAGGCGGCGGCGGCGAUCCCGAGGGGCAGACCCAAAUCGGGGCGGGUGUGGAAGGACCCCGGCAAGAAGAGGUUUUCCCACAUGAUCCAGGACAAAGCCCUGCACAGCUCCUGGCCUCGGAAGCUGCGGGAGCGGCAGGAGAAGAAGCUGGUGCAGGCGCUGGCUCAGCAGCUGCAGGAUGGGAAGAGGAGGGAGCGAGAGGAGAAGAAGCGGCGACGGGAGGAGAACAUGAAGCGGCGGCUGGAGAAUGAGCGCAAGGCAGAGGUGGUGCAAGUGAUCCGGAACCCCCUGAAGCUGAAGAGAGCCAAGAAGAAGCAGCUGAGGCGGGUGGAGAAGAGGGAUACCCUCGCCCUGCUCCAGAAGGCACCAGUCAGGACCAAAGCAGCCAUGGAAUGAGCUGGGAAUCACCUCCAUGCUCCACUGGAUGCAAUGGGGCAGAGCUGGGAUGCUGCUGGGCCCCAUCCUGCCCUGGGGCUGGAAGAACAGCUUCCGAAUGGCCAAAUGUGACGUUUCUGUACCCAAAAGAGUGGGAGCUGAGCCCCAAUCCCC